This is a messenger RNA of Laccaria bicolor S238N-H82, 396 nucleotides long. RefSeq lists its product as uncharacterized. Bases 1 to 396 code for a protein of 131 amino acids. Gene Ontology annotation, biological process: response to oxidative stress. NCBI's taxonomy places the organism in Eukaryota, Fungi, Basidiomycota, Agaricomycetes, Agaricales, Hydnangiaceae. The transcript is spliced from 3 exons. The record is from RefSeq and is a predicted model, not a curated record.
AUGUCUACCAUACCGGCGCGCCUAGCGAGGUCAACCAAAACAUCGCUCGACAACGCAGAGAGGCGGCGUAGGGUAUUAUCCCUGUACAGAGACUGGUACCGAUCGACCCCAGAAAUCGUCGCAAUAUACUCUUUGCCCGUAUCCCCAGCUUAUGUACGACAUGCUAUCCGCCAGCGUUUCGAGAGGAACCGCUACGUAACGGACCCGAAAGCAAUCGACGUGUUGGUGUUGAAGGACAGGCAAGAUUAUCAGGAGACGAUGAAUUGCUGGAAACAGAUAGACCACGUUAUGGGUAUUUUGUUGGAGCCUCAACAAAGACCUCAAAGGACGUUCUUGCAAAAGUUCUAUGAGGGCAGAGAUGAGGAAGCCGUUGUUCCCGCUGCUUCUGGUAUCUAG